AUGAACGACACCCCCAUCGGACCCCUCCUCCAGGUUGUCUUCGACUCAAUCCUUGAGGUAUUCCUGAUCUGUGUGGCAGGGUAUAUUCUUGCCAGGACAGGAGUGCUUGACAGGAAGACGCAGAAGCAAAUCAACCGCCUAAAUGUCUCAUUGUUCACGCCUUCGCUCCUGUUCUCCAAGGUCGCGUUCUUCUUGUCGCCAGCCAAACUUCGUGAACUAUGGAUCAUCCCGAUAUUCUUCGUGGUCACUACGGCCGUGUCGAUGAUUGUCGCGUACCUUCUGAGCUGGUUGUUGAGGCUGAAGAGAUCGCAGAGGAGUUUUGCGAUUGCCGCCGCGAUGUUCAUGAACUCCAAUUCUUUGCCGAUCGCCUUGAUGCAAAGUCUCGUUCUCACUGUUCCAGGCCUGAAAUGGGGCGAAGACGAUAAUAAUAACGCUAUGGUAGGAAGGGCCUUGACUUACCUGGUGCUGUACUCCACGCUCGGCAUGAUGCUGCGAUGGAGUUAUGGUGUUCGCCUACUGUCAAGCGCAGAUCCAGAGGCCUCUGAGGCGGAAGCGCGGCCGGCGGCACCGCUUAUCGAGUCUGAUGAGACUGCCUUCCCAAACUCGGAGGAUGAACAGCGUAUACUCCGCCAUCGAGCGUCACUUGAGUCAUCCGAGUCGGACUCGGACGACUCCAAGACCAUCGUGCGGGGGCGAGACUAUGCGGUCAAGGACCCAAACUCAUCCUCCUUCCCCAGUUCGCGAACGCAGGCAUCCGCGUCAGCUGCGCCUUCGGAGUAUUACGCCGAAGAGGAAGAGGAAGUUGGAUACCCUGCUCGGGGCACAAUUACGGAGCCGACAUCGACAUUAUGGCAGUCCCGGAUGCGGCGUCUGAAGCACCGGCUGGGCAGAUGGUGGAACACGUUCUACGAGUUCAUGACCGUACCGCUCUGGGCGGCGAUACUGUCGCUGAUCGUCGCCUGCAUCCGGCCGCUGCAGCACGCGCUAGACGAGCAUGUGCAGCCGGUGAAGGGCGCGUUGACCGCGGCAGGGAACUGCUCGAUUCCGCUCACGCUCGUCGUGCUUGGCGCGUACUUCUACACACCGCCGGAGGAGGGCGCGGGCGCGAGGCUGCCAUCGCACAAGACGCAGGCGCGGGCGCGGAGCCCAAGCAUGGCGAGCUGUGCGUCGUUCAUGGACAAUAUGCGCGAGAUGUUCAGCAUGCGCCGGUGGGACGGGGAGCAGCGUCCGAAGAGCAGCGAGAUGCGCCCUGGCGAGACGAAAACGGUGUUGGUGGCGGUCGUCGCGCGCAUGUUCGUGACGCCGUUGCUGCUGCUGCCACUGAUGGCGUAUGCGGCGAAGUUUGACGUGCAGGAGGUGUUUGCUGACCCGGUCUUCGUGGUCUCGAACGUGCUGCUGAUUGCGUCGCCGCCUGCGCUGACGCUGGCGCAGAUCACACAGGCAGCGUCUGGGGAUGCGUUCGAGCGGCUGAUUAGUCGGACAAUCUUCUGGUCAUAUUGCAUUGUGACGCCGCCCUCGACGAUCAUCUUUGUUGUCGUCGGACUGAUUUUCACGAAGCUCUGAACUGCUUCACAUACUCACGCAUGUUAUUCCCUUGAGAUUGGUCUGUGAUUCUCGAGUCUCUCACCUUUUCCUUGAUAGGGUUUGUCGGGUGUGGUCCUGUUGGCGUCCUCGAAGGGAGAUUGCAUGAAGAGGGCAUCCCCCUUCCAGGGUUGUCGAGCAGCCAAGUUGUAGAACGUAGCUCACGCAGUUAGACUUUUUAUCUCUCAAUUGAUUAUAGAUACGCAAUGUACCAUUAUCUGCCGACUUGAA
Molecule: messenger RNA, 1812 nt
Organism: Postia placenta MAD-698-R-SB12
Lineage: Eukaryota; Fungi; Basidiomycota; Agaricomycetes; Polyporales; Adustoporiaceae
Exons: 7
Coding region: 1-1563 (520 amino acids)
Biological process (GO): transmembrane transport
Cellular component (GO): membrane; endoplasmic reticulum
Source: RefSeq, a predicted model, not a curated record